Messenger RNA from Cyprinus carpio (common carp), 2871 nucleotides. RefSeq names its product ethanolamine-phosphate cytidylyltransferase-like. Gene Ontology annotation, cellular component: cytoplasm. The record is from RefSeq and is a predicted model, not a curated record. NCBI's taxonomy places the organism in Eukaryota, Metazoa, Chordata, Actinopteri, Cypriniformes, Cyprinidae. Gene Ontology annotation, biological process: phosphatidylethanolamine biosynthetic process. Gene Ontology annotation, molecular function: ethanolamine-phosphate cytidylyltransferase activity.
CACGGCGUCACUUCCUAAGGGGGCGGGGUAUCGUAAGGACGCGUGUUGUUUGCGUGUUGCGCACUAGAUUUCUGGAAGGACGUAGAGCCGCUGCCGGUGUCGUUCAUAUCAACACGGAGCGUUCCAGCUGUUAAUAACGUCUGUCCGGAGACUUUACACGCGUUCAGGACAUGAUCAGGAACGGAAGCCAUGCGGUGGAGGAGGAGAAGGACCAGGGAGAGCCGAGCUCCUCCGGCCAGAAGAGGAAGCGGGUGAUCCGGGUGUGGUGUGACGGCUGCUAUGACAUGGUGCACUACGGUCACUCUAACCAGUUACGACAGGCCAAAGCCAUGGGAGAUUAUCUCGUAGUUGGAGUCCAUACAGACGAGGAAAUAGCCAAGCACAAAGGUCCACCGGUCUUCACGCAGGCCGAGCGUUAUAAAAUGAUACGCGCCACUAAGUGGGUGGAUGAGAUUGUGGAGGGGGCACCGUAUGUUACUACGCUGGAGACGCUGGACAAGUACAACUGUGAUUUCUGCGUGCACGGAGAUGACAUCACACUGACCGUGGACGGGAAAGAUACAUACGAUGAAGUGAAGAGAAUGGGCCGAUACAGGGAAUGUAAACGUACACAAGGUGUGUCUACGACAGACCUAGUGGGUCGUAUGCUCCUGUUAACGAAAUCGCAUCACAGUAAUGUUGAUAACGCAGACUACCAGCUCCACAAAGAUAACUUUGGGAAGGGUCCUAAAGGGCACAGCCCCUGGACUGGGGUCUCUCAGUUCCUGCAGACAUCUCAGAAGAUCAUCCAGUUCGCCUCAGGAAAAGAACCACAGCCGGGAGACACAAUUAUUUAUGUUGCCGGAGCUUUCGACCUCUUCCACAUCGGUCACGUGGAUUUCCUCGAGACUGUUCACAAACAAGCAGAGAAACCUUAUGUCAUUGUCGGACUACACUUUGACCAGGAAGUGAACCGCUACAAAGGAAAGAACUACCCCAUCAUGAAUAUUCAUGAGAGAACUUUGAGUGUGCUGGCUUGCAGAUAUGUGUCAGAGGUUGUGAUCGGGGCUCCGUACGCAGUAGGAAAAGAUCUUCUGGAUCACUUUAAGGUAGAUCUGGUGUGUCAUGGGAAAACAGAAGUGUUUUCUGACACAGACGGGACAGACCCUUACGCCGAGCCGAAGAAGAGAGGCAUUUUCCGUGUCCUGGACAGCAGCAACAAUCUGACCACCGACGUCAUCGUGCAGAGAAUCAUUGAGAACAGGUUGCAGUUUGAGGCCAGGAACCAGAAGAAGGAAGCUAAAGAGAUGGCCGUGAUUGAGGCUCUGAAGAAUAAAGAGGAUUUGCAGAAGACCGAGGCGGCUAUAACGAAUAAUUAACCAAACUGUCCAAACCAAACAAAUCAAGGGCUUCAUCAUAGAACCAAAAUUAACCCCGGACUGUUAUAUAAACACCCCAAACGAACAAAAUGCCUGAGCUGAGGCUGCUUUUAAGUGGACAUGGAGGAACGCAGACUUUUUUUUUUAUAUAUCGUACGACUCUUGUUUGACGACAAAAGCACUUUGUUAUGUGCGGAGAGGUUUUAUAAUAGCUAUAAAAUGGCUUGGAAGACAUUCUCUCUGGAUGGGAGGAACACUGAAAAACAUUCAGCAACUACUUUUGCAUCGUGUAUGAAGGUUAUGGGAGGGUUGUGUCAUUUCCAUCCGCACAUAUUUGUAGUUGAGCAGAGAAACGCUUUGUGAAGAAACACUUGAUGUUGACUACAAUAGCAUGCAUACUAGCUGUAUUUUAUGUUGGGAUUCCUUUUUUUUAUUAUUGUUUUAUAUGCUGUGUCAUGGAAAUAUAUCCAGGUUACAUUUUACCCCAAAAUCAAAAGAGAAAAAAUUUUUAGUUUUUUUUUUUUUCAUAAAGAAAUUUUCUUGUUUUAGGACUAUUAAGACUUUUUAUUUGCAUUGUGAUAUUAUUUUUUUUUUACAUUUAUUUUCUUAUUUUAUUUAAUUUUUUGUUUGCAGUUCUCAUUGUUUUCAGUAGUGAUUCUUAUUAGAUUAUCUUUAUAGAAAUCUUUUAAUAGAUAUGUAUAAAUUAAGGAUGUACUACCAUGAUAUAUAAAUACUUUAUAACUUAAUAUAUGUUAUCCUUUUUUUUUUUUAAUUUUUUUUUUUUUUAAUUUUGUGGUGAAAUGUCAUCCUGGCCAUUUUUAACAGGUUUACCCCUGGCAUAUUUUAUUCUAGUGGUGCUGUUGUGGUUUUACCUUUCUCAUCAUCAAUGGACGUUUCAUAUGCGUGUCGUGCAAAUAAAAAAAAUCUCAGAACUAAUCUCUGAAGUUUUGUCAACUAUUGUUUCGUACACUGUCCACAGUCACAUAUCUGGCAUUUUACUUUGUUUUACCACUUUUAUUUUCACUUUCUUACCUUUGUUUGUUGUGACAUGAUCAAAGUCACAGCCAAAGACUCUUUAACCUCAGGUGAUUGAUGUCAGUUUGAUGUCACGCUUUUUUUCAUUUUAACAUGUAACAAAUAAGCUUUACAAACAUCAGUCUGUAAACUAAGUUGAUUGUUAAAAGUCAAACUUGCUUUUAUCUCAUAUGUACUUUUAUCUUGUUUUAUGCGGUUUGUUGUCUGUUUUUGUUUUCAAUGAAUGUCAAAGCACCUUGCAAUUGCGGCAUGUUUUUAGUUUGUAACAUUUCCUGCACAUUUAGGGUGAAUUGCUGUGAAAAAACAAAACACUAAUUUAAUGUUUUUAGAUUGCAGAAAUGUUGAGUGACCAAUUCUGAAUGUGGUGUUAAUGUCUUCAGACAAUCUAUAAUUUAUCAUCCCAUGCAUCACAAACCGUAAAUCAUCAAAACACAUCCAUUAAUUGCAAAUUAAAUUGCAAUAAAAAUGUAUGAAAACA